Morchella importuna is the source of this 558-nucleotide messenger RNA. RefSeq lists its product as uncharacterized. Gene Ontology annotation, molecular function: metalloexopeptidase activity. NCBI's taxonomy places the organism in Eukaryota, Fungi, Ascomycota, Pezizomycetes, Pezizales, Morchellaceae. Gene Ontology annotation, biological process: proteolysis. The coding region runs from base 1 to 558 and encodes 185 amino acids. The record is from RefSeq and is a predicted model, not a curated record. The transcript has 10 exons.
AUGGUGUAUAUUCAUGGCACCGACAGGGGUUUAUCACCUGCGCUUGUGAAUGCGCACUACGACAGUGUUUCUACAUCACAUGGCAGGGGGCUCAUACUGUUGAUGAACUGCGGAGAGGAGGACGGCUUGAACGGCGCAAGAGCAUUCGGAACUCAUAGCUUAUCUAGGCUUUCGCACAUCUUCUUAAACCUUGAAGGCGGUGGUACCGGUGGCCGGGCGAUACUUUUCCCCGCGAAUGACACUGCUGUCAACGUGAUGCGUACAAACUGGGCGCACUCAAGGAGCGCAACAGAUUACGAUAUCUUCAGAGACGCUCUUCAUAUGAGACGUCUUGAUGUUGCAUUUUACACGCAUCGGAGUCGCUACCACACACCAGAUGAUGAUAUGAGAUAUGCUAGUAAAAGAUCAAUAUCUCAUAUGCUCCUCACUGCCCUGUACACAGUCAAUACAAUGACCGCCGAUACCAGUCUCGACUAUAACGAAAAUCUGCCGGGAAAGCCUGCGGUUUAUUUUGACUUCUUUAAUCGUAUCUGGACGUUUUACGAGCGAUCACACUAA